Molecule: messenger RNA, 2337 nt
Organism: Melitaea cinxia (Glanville fritillary)
Lineage: Eukaryota; Metazoa; Arthropoda; Insecta; Lepidoptera; Nymphalidae
Gene: Naglu
Product: alpha-N-acetylglucosaminidase
Source: RefSeq, a predicted model, not a curated record
AUGCAAUUAUACGUACUCUCGAUUAUCGCCAGCUUAAUUUCGUCUGGAUUAACUAUAAAUUUGAAUUACUUGGACCCGGUGAAAUUACAAACGAAACUUUCACCAGCAAUACAGCAAGAUACCGCCCUAAACAUCAUCAGUCAGUAUUUAAACAAUGUUGAAGUGGAGGUAAAUCCUAUCAUGUUCAGUAAUCAUAAAGACGUAUUUUCACUUCGAACUACAAAUGGUCAGUUGCACAUCAGAGCGAGUACUGGAGUAGCGGCGGUGUGGGGUUUUAAUUACUACCUUAAAAAAUACUGCAAGUGUCAAAUAGCGUGGCAAGUUCAGAGGGUUGUUAUACCGUCGCCUUUACCGGAUGUUGAUGAAGUCGUCAUAGCUAAUGACAGAUUCCGCUAUUAUCAGAACGUGUGUACUGCGUCUUAUAGCUUUGUGUGGUGGAAGACAGACGACUGGCGGUCGCAUGUAGAAUGGAUGGCAUUAAAUGGGAUUAACUUAGCGUUGGCUCCUGUUGCCCAAGAAGCUGCAUGGGCGAGAAUUUACAGACAAUUAGGUAUGUCAGAGGAUGAUAUUAAGGAACAUUUCACUGGUCCGGCUUUCCUCGCCUGGCUUCGUAUGGGAAACGUUCAUAGGUGGGGCGGACCACUACCUCAAUCUUGGCACGACCAACAAAGGGAUAUUCAGGAUAAAAUUGUCGGUCUUAUGUUCAAACUUGGUAUGAUACCAGUCUUUCCAGCGUUCAACGGCCACGUACCGAGAGCAUUUAAGAAUAUAUUCCCUAAUAUGACUUUAUACAAUGUUACUACUUGGAACAGAUUUGAUUCUGAGUACUGUUGCAAUUUAUUUAUAGAUCCAAAAGAGCCAGCAUUUAAAACAAUAGGAAAAAUGUUCCUAAAGGAAAUCACGGCUGGAACUAGUACCGGAAAUAUUUAUACGGUGGAUCCUUUUAAUGAGGUCGAAGUACAACCGUGGUCUACGUCUCUGGUACAAGAAACUGCUAAAUCAAUAUUCUCCACCAUAUCUGAAAUGGAUAAAGACGCAGUGUGGCUUCUUCAAAACUGGAUGUUCGUUUAUAACACUAUGCUGUGGCCUUUAAAGCGAGUAAAAAUCUUCCUGACAUCUGUGCCAAACGGACGAAUGUUAAUACUCGACUUGCAGUCAGAGCAAUCGCCACAAUUUGACUUAUACGAAAUGUAUUACGGGCAACCGUUCAUUUGGUGCAUGCUGCAUAAUUUCGGAGGAACAUUAGGAAUGUUUGGCAAUAUGCAAACAAUUAAUGAGGACGUUUACAAGACAAGAAAUCGUGUGUAUAGCACAAUGCUUGGAAUAGGACUAACUCCUGAAGGGAUUAAUCAAAACUACGUUGUUUACGAUUUAAUGUUAGAAAGUGCUUGGCGGUUAGGUCCUGUUGAAGAUUUGAACAAAUGGGUUGAAGAUUACGCCGAAAGAAGAUAUGGAUGCAAUGCAACAGCAACAGCUUGGAAAUACUUAUUGAAAAGCGUAUACAAUUUCAGUGGUCUUAACCGAAUGAGAGGGAAAUACGUGGUGACGCGUCGGCCCAGUUUCCGAAUAAGACCCUGGGCUUGGUACAAAAGUAGCGACUUGUUUGACGCUCUGAAAGGACUAAUUUUUAGUGAGAGUUGUGAUUCUUCUGGAUUUAUACACGAUGUUGUCGACGUAACAAGACAAGCUUUGCAAUACAGAAUAGACCAACUGUACGUUAAUUUAUCGAGAGAUAGAUUCUCCAAUACUAUCAUAUUUAAUUAUACAAUAACAAGAUUUCUGGACGCUAUGACAGAUAUGGAAAAUAUACUGGCAACAAACGACGAUUUUAAAGUUGGUCAAUGGGUUGAUUCCGCCAAACGGAUGGCGCCAACGACGAUAGAUUCAUAUUUUUACGAAUUAAAUUCCCGCAACCAGAUAACCCUAUGGGGACCGAAAGGUGAAAUAACAGAUUACGCUUGCAAACAAUGGGCAGAACUCAUUCACUAUUACUAUAAGCCAAGAUGGGCAACAUUUUUAGAGAUAGCUUUAGACGCAAAAAUGAGGAAUGAAAUAUUUGAUGAAAAAAACGCUCAAGCCGUGGUUAGGUACACGGUUGAGGAGAAAUUUUUAACAACGACAUUGGAUUCAUUACCCGCUGAUAACACUAUAUCGUUAGCAUCAAACUUGUAUCAGAAAUGGGCCUUUGUGUCUAAUCUUGAUGAUUUGCCUUGUACUUUGAUUAAGAAGAAUCCAGAACGAAGAACUACAUUAGCCGAUACUGAUAUAGAUGGUGAUGAUAUUAUUGAGAAUAAUCCAUCGAUAGUAAUGCUACAUCCAACGAAACCUGCUAAUUAA